Messenger RNA from Mauremys mutica (yellowpond turtle), 541 nucleotides. RefSeq names its product parvalbumin, thymic CPV3. The record is from RefSeq and is a predicted model, not a curated record. NCBI's taxonomy places the organism in Eukaryota, Metazoa, Chordata, Testudines, Geoemydidae. The coding region runs from base 125 to 454 and encodes 109 amino acids. Gene Ontology annotation, cellular component: nucleus; cytoplasm. Gene Ontology annotation, molecular function: calcium ion binding. The transcript has 5 exons.
GGUUAUUGUCACCUUUUGAAUCCUAUAUAAGACAGGCUGGCAAGCCAAACAACACUACUGUUUUGUCUCAUAUCUCUUCAGCUAUUUUUUCUUCACCUACUUGGGAAAAUCAAAAAGGUUUAAAAUGAGCAUCACUGACAUCCUCAGCCCUUCUGAUAUUGCUGCUGCCCUUAGGGACUGCCAAGCCCCCGAUUCCUUCAGCCACAAAAAAUUCUUUCAGAUCAGCGGAAUGUCCAAAAAGAGCAGCAGUCAGAUCAAGGAUAUCUUCCGGCUCUUAGACAAUGAUCAAAGCGACUUUAUUGAGGAAGAUGAGCUCAAGUAUUUCCUCCAGCGGUUUGAGUGUGGAGCCAGAGUAUUAACUUCUUCAGAAACCAAGACUUUUUUGGCAGCUGCAGAUCAUGAUGGGGAUGGCAAAAUUGGGGUUGAAGAAUUCCAGGAAAUGGUGCACUCCUGAAGGACUGAAGGCAACAGAGAAAGAAACAGAAAGGGAAGGGGGGAUGAAUCUGCAGGAGAUGAUACGCUAAAACUCUGUAAAUCAUGG